UAGUCUCAUUAAUUAUGUGUAAAAUUCCAAGUUAAUUAUCAAAACUCUAGACAAAUAUUAAAUUACUAAGGAUGCUGGUUUGACCACCUUUGAUUAUUUGCUUAAGCUAUGUUGCAAUGUAAAGAUUUCACGUAAUUCUUAUUGGUAAAGUGGUGGAAGAAAAAUGAACUGUAUAAAAACGGAAUCUGACGAUUUAAUAUGCCGCGGCUGCCUCAGCACGGACCGCCGGCUCUCACCUUUAGCGAACUAUGACAUGUUUCUUAGUUUAUUGGUCGAAAAACAGAGGACCGAGGCAUUGAGUAAGCCAUACAUACUUAUAUGUUGGGAAUGUAAUGCGACUUUGAGGAGAUUCCAGUUGUUCCAAGGCCAGGUGCGGCGGGCCCACACGGUUCUUGAAGAAUCAUUAACACUUCCACCAAAAAACACAUUAUCCUGUCUCAGUAUUAGAAUUAAAGAUAAGUAUGACGCUUGUUUCGAAGACACUCAACUUCUAGAAGAGAACCCGUAUUUUAAAAUUCCCUCUCUCGAGUCCAUUAAACGUGAAACACCGAGAAAUGAAACAGAAACAGAUAAUGAUGUUAUCAAAGUCGAAAAUGCAAUAAGUGUUAGUAAUAAGGGAUUAAAUGUUCCGCCCAAAAACAGAAAAAUAAAAAGCAAAACUAUAGAAAAGAAGAAAAGAAAAGUAAAAUCCGAAGAACCUUUAGUAACCACUUUGAAAGUAGAUAAAAGUAAAAAGAAAAGCAAAAAGAAAGAUAAAAUCAAACACGUAGAAAUUGAAGUUUGUAAUGUGAAUGAAAACCAAGCCGAUGAUAAAGUAGAAGUUAAAGUGGAAAGAGUUAGUGAUGUUGAAGAGAAUCAUUGGAUGCAAGACGCUUUUGACGACGAACAGCAUGUAACAGAUAAUUAUGACUCGGACGAUAGCUAUAAAGAUGAGAAACAAAAAAGAGAAUGUAAGAAGAGACUCUUAACUUUCAAGAAAACUAUUAUAGAUUAUAGUGAAGAUGUUUCACAGUAUUUUACAGAGGUUGUAAUGAGUGAAGGGGAAAUGAGGGAUGUAUUGGAGAAUCAAGUCGAGCUUGUAAACAAAGCGAAGCCAUACCGAUGCGAGUUUUGUGGACUCUGUUUUAAGCAGAAGAAGACUUUGACUGGUCAUGUCGGUCAUAGUCAUAGAAAGGCAAAGCACAAAGAUCAAAUUAAAAAGGAACCAGACGAGGCAAGCGAUCGUUUCUUCCUCUACCGCUGCUGCUACUGCGACAGAAUGCUACGGAAGGAGCACACACACUCACACCUGCAUGAGCACCACCGGCACAAGUACCAGUGCCUGGGCUGCAGAUGGUCGGAGGCUUUCUUCUGGUGAGUUAUAGCUGA
This is a messenger RNA of Cydia amplana, 1368 nucleotides long. RefSeq lists its product as uncharacterized. Bases 164 to 1357 code for a protein of 397 amino acids. NCBI's taxonomy places the organism in Eukaryota, Metazoa, Arthropoda, Insecta, Lepidoptera, Tortricidae. The transcript is spliced from 4 exons. The record is from RefSeq and is a predicted model, not a curated record.